AUGUUUUCGGCAACUUGGCCAAAAGAUGUCCGUAAAUUAGCGAUGGAUUUCUUGACCGAUGCAGUGCAUCUAAACGUUGGCUCACUGGAAUUGUCCGCAAAUCAUAAUAUCACGCAAAUUGUUGAAAUCAUUGACGAAUCUAGUAAGCAGCAACGCCUGAUGUCCAUGCUCAGCGAUAUUAUGAACAAGGAGGACUGUAAAACUAUAAUUUUCGUGGAAACGAAACGCAAAGCAGACGAGUUGACACGCUGGAUGCGCCGAGACGGUUGGCCGGCGCUAUGUAUUCAUGGCGAUAAAAGCCAGUCAGAGCGUGAUUGGGCAUUAAAUGGUGAGCGUUUUUGGGUUUAA
Molecule: messenger RNA, 348 nt
Organism: Gongylonema pulchrum
Lineage: Eukaryota; Metazoa; Nematoda; Chromadorea; Rhabditida; Gongylonematidae
Source: the annotation of a GenBank genome assembly